Molecule: messenger RNA, 4959 nt
Organism: Melanotaenia boesemani (Boeseman's rainbowfish)
Lineage: Eukaryota; Metazoa; Chordata; Actinopteri; Atheriniformes; Melanotaeniidae
Product: transmembrane protein 132C
Exons: 10
Coding region: 451-3696 (1081 amino acids)
Source: RefSeq, a predicted model, not a curated record
GCCACCUCAUUGCCGUCUCUCGUUUUCUUAGCACUUCUAAGUGAAGUGGAAAGUUGUGGGACUAUAUUUUAGGAUAUUGCAGUUCAUAGACAACUAAACAUGGGAUAUUUGAACCGCUGUCAGUCCACCGCUGCAUAAAAAAAGAAAAGGAAGAAAACGCGAACUCUUUGGGGGAAAAGAACUAAAAAACAAACUGGGGUUGUUUAUGCUGUCGUCGUGGAUAAAAAAAAAUAUCCCAAGAAGAUUUGUUUGUAAACCACAUGCUACUAUCAGCAGGACAUCGCGGCGACUGUACAAGAGGAGACAUGGUUGUGACGCACGGGAUACACCAGGUUUGUUUUAAAUGGAAAUCUGCUCAGAGAGGAUAAAUUGCGUUCAAAGUUGCGCUGCUUGCUGCUGAGGGAGUUACCCACUCGGUUUCCUCGAAUAAACUCGACUUCUCCAACAGACAUGGGGCCGCGCCAGUGCGUGGGACUCACCGCGCUUCUCCUGUGCACAGUGGUGGACAGCAAAGUAAUCCUGGAUGGCCUGCAGAGGUACGGCCCCACGCCAAUCUAUCUGCCUGUCAGCUACCGGAUCUUCAAUGCAGAGUCAGCGUUCUUUUUACUGGAGGCAAACCAGGACCUAAUGAGAAACUCUAGCCUUCAAGCUCGCACAGAGUCUUUCUUCAUCCACCAGGCCCGGCAGACGCCUUAUGUCAAUGCUAGCUAUGGACCUCUGUCUGUCCAGCAGUCUGUCCCUCUGGAGAUGCUGCAGACAAUGCCAGGGCCUUUUAACACAGCUUCCUUUACUUCAUCAUCAGUGCCAACAUCAGCAACAACAACACCUCUCUUUACAUUCAACUGGAAGGUCCACACCUAUAUCAUCAGUGAACGGAUUCACCCCAGCUGGCCAAAAGUUCAAGUGUUGUUCUACAUUGCAGGCAGGGACUGGGAUGAUUACAGUGCCAUCCAUAAGCUACCCUGCAUCAGGAUGUUUGCCUUUCAUGAGACCCAAGAGGUGCGUGGAACAUGCAGGCUAAAAGGUGAGCUGGGAAUAUGCGUUGCUGAGCUGGAGCCCCUGCCCAGUUGGUUCAGCCCACCCACCGUGAGGCCUGGCAGGCAGAGGGUAUCAGAACAGGCUCAGGGCACUCCUGUGGAGCUGUACUACAUGGUUCAAACCACAGACAGUGGAGACUGUAAUGCAGAGGAUUCAAGGAAAGGCAGCUCAGUUCGCUCUGAUCCACAACGGCCACUGGGCUACUUUGCAGGACACACACCUAUGCAGCGUAUUGGGAGUGUCAGGCUAUUUCAGCCGCUUUCGGAGCUGAAGCUGGACAAUAACUUUGUGGUGAUGGCAUCCUCUAAACCCAUCAGACAGAGAGAAACAGUGUCAACUUUUCUGGCUCUGUCCACACUUUCAUCAGUGCAAAUUUUCACCCUCAGGGUCAAGCUGAAGGAUGGUGUGGUGUUCCUGGGAGCUAGAGCCAGUAACCCUGUUAUGUGGACGGUGAGUCAGGAUGUCAGAAGUGAGGGUCACAGGGUGGUCACCUUGCACUGUCACAGGAAGGAGAACAGUUUCAGUCAAAGAGUUGAGGCGGUGGGCUAUCAGCGAGUGCUGCAGGUAGACUUGGAAGUGAACGGGCUGAUGAUGACUCAGGGGAACAGGGAGGUGACAUGGCAGGUGGAGUAUCCACUCACCCGUACCCUAACCAGUGAGGUGCAGACUCUUAUCAGACUGGCACCACAGGAUCUAGGUGGAAUCGUCCCACUGGCUAUGGAGACAGAAAUCCUCAACACAGCUGUCCUCACUGGGCGUACAGUAGCUGUACCAGUGAAGGUGGUCACUGUCGGGACUGAUGGAGCAAUAUCAGAUGUCACAGAAUCAGUGGAGUGCAAGUCAACAGAUGAUCAGGUUAUCAAGGUUUCAGAGCGAUGUGACUAUGUGUAUGUCAAUGGAAAGGAGACAAGAGGAAAGAGCAGGGUGAUGCUCAACUUCACCUACAGUUUUCUGAGUGCUCAGCUUGAAAUGAGCGUAUGGAUGCCCCGCCUACCCUUGCUCAUUGAUGUGGCUGACCCUGAGCUUAGUCAGAUUAAGGGCUGGAGGGUCCCUGCUAGUGCAGGCAACAGGAGGUAUGAGAGGGUCACUGACAACAGGGAUGGUGUGGAUGCAGCAGAGGAAAGGACAGAGAAUGCCUGUGUAGCCCAGUACCAGAGCACCACUCUACGUGUCCUCACACACUUUGUGGCAGAUGGAGGAGAUAUUGGAGGCUCCACAGAGGAGGAUGGGCUGGGUCAGAUCAACUUCCUGUUGGGGAGUGACUGGCAGGUAGACGUGACAGAACUGGUCAAGGAAACUCUGAAGGUGGUGGACUCGAAGGUCGCUGAACUGAUGGAGGGUCAAGUGUUAAUCGGACUGAGUGCUGGAACCACCAAACUGCAGGUGCUGUGUCCUCUGACAUCAUCAGUUUUGGCUGAGAGGAGCAUCAGGGUGCUGGAUGAUAAAGUGAGUGUAACAGAGCUGGGGGUGCAGUUGGUAUCUGGACUCUCUCUGUCACUGCAACUGAGCCCAGGGAGCAACAGAGCCAUUGUCGCCACUGCAACGACAAAGGAAGUAAUUGAAUCACUAAAACAAGAGUCUCUCAUCAGUGCUUGGCUUCAGUUCAGUGAUGGAUCCAUGACUCCUCUAGACAACUACAACCCUGCCCAUUUUACCCUGGCAGCAACCUCUUUGGAUGAACAGGUGGUCAGAGUGCAGCACAGUACAGCAUGGAAGUGGCCCAUCAUUGUCGCCAAGGGUGAAGGUCAGGGUUUGCUUGUGCGUGUUGAAAUGACGCCAUCAGAAGUGUGCCAGAAGGGCAAACGACGUACCACUUUAGCCACUGGAAUGGUAAACAUACAGGUAAGGUUUGGUCAGUCAGAGGAUCAAUACAGACAGCCAGGAGACAGAAGAACACGCCCAGAUUCUCCAUAUUAUGGUGGAUCUAUAUCUGAUAUGGAAACUGGAUUAAUUAACCGAGGAGCUACAACUAUUAGGGGCCAUGUUCCAAUGAGGCCUAACGGGGGCCGUUUAUCAGCGGACAGUGGGGCAAAGGCCCCGAAUGAAUUUGCUGAAUAUCCAAACCAGGCCGAGCUGCCACGUAGCCGCAGCACUGAUGAUGACUUGUUGCCAUCUCGACGAGGCCUGACAGACUUGGAGAUCGGUAUGUAUGCCCUGUUGGGGGUCUUCUGCUUGGCCAUCCUAGUUUUUCUUAUUAACUGCAUAUCUUAUGCAUAUAAGUACCGCAACAAGCAGCUGCCUCUGGAGGCUCCAGAGGCUAUGCCCCAUGCCCAUGACUGGGUUUGGCUUGGCCAAGAGGAGGGACUUUGUCUGCAGCAACAGCAGCAUGAACAACUAGGUGGUGCCUUAGAGGAAGGUAGUCAGCUACUGAAUGGAGGCAUCCAGCGUGGUAACGCUGGUGGAGGAGGCUGUAGCUCAAGUGGAAGAGAUCACAGGAAUGAGUCCCUUAAUUCACCCACCACCAAGAGAAAGAGGGUGAAGUUUACCACUUUCUCCAAUGUAAAGUCCAGUAAUGGGUGUCCUGUGCUCAGCCCAUUAGCACUAGUGCAGACCAGUGAGAUAAAAUGGGUAUGUCCAGACAUCGAGCUUGGGGACUCAAAGGAUCUUAGGAACUACAUGGAAAAGCUUAAUGAGAAUGCAAUUAAGAACACUGCAUAAUGGGUACUGGGGGUUUUCAAUGAACUUAAAGAGAAACUCACCUGAAUGCCUUCAGAUUAAGGAGAGAGGAAAGGACAGAGGACAGGACUAAGGGGUGAGGAACAAAACUGACAACUGCUUUUUAAGUGAAAACCUCACCAUAAAAAGAAAAGUGGACCUAGCCAUUGUUGUUUCCAUGACUCAGAAAGGCUCAAGCAAGAAAUGACAUAACGUGAUCUGCCAAGACACAAGAGCAUAGUUGUGAAGAGGAAAUUGGUAAGAAGGCAUUGUUGCUUAACUUAUAUAAGUGUUGUUUGUCUUCAUUUGAGGUUCAGUUUAUUUUUGAUGCAACAUCUAGACUGCUUUAUGUCUUUUUUUACCACUAUGUUUUAAAGUUGUAUUUGUUGUACUUUUUGUACUUUGAGUUAUUUUAAAUGUAUUUCAUUUUCUAGAGUUGCUGUAUGCCCUUCACCACAUGCCAGCAGUUUUAGAUCCUAGGAGAGAUGAGUUUAAAGAAAUUUUGUACUGUAUAUAAACAAAGAUUGAUUUGGAGAUACUUUAUGUAUAGUAACAUUUUGUAAAGUGCUGUUUGGUUUGGUUUUGGUUUUGUUCUUGUUUUGUUCUAGGUUUGUCUCCAGAAAUCAGAUUCAUGCAUGACGUUAUUUAAGAGGAAGCACGUGUGUCUGAUUUGGUACAAAACUGAAAUGUGUAGAUAACUAAAGCCCGUACCUCUGGAGACAUGUCAGUCUAGUGUUAUUGCAUUCAUUCACUGUAGGAGCAUUUGGCGUUGGAUUUAGUCUGUUGAUAUUGGUUUAAAAAGUUUUGUUAGACCCCUUCUUUUCCCCUUCUUAUGUUAUAAUUUGAUUGGUGUUUGAUCACACCCCUUUGCAUCAUAACAUAAAGUGGACUUUCUACACUACUGAAAUCAAAUGGCCUCAUAUCAGAGCAAGUUACACUCAUCUGAAAAACAGUGAGCAGAAGCAACAACAUCAACAGACAAUCACAUAAGUAAUGUAAGAUGCAGAGUUUUAAUAUCCUAAAUGCUCUGUUUACAGGUUGUUUCACCUGAAUUAGGAAGAGAUCACUUCAUUUUACACAGUACUCUGUAUGCCAUGUUGGAUACCAGAAAAGAAUUCUUGACAGUAAAAAAAUGAUGAAAAACUGUGAAAUGAAAGUCCAUAUCUGACCUGUAAACCCUCUUUGUCAUAUGGCAGUAUUAGUCAGGUCCAUCCUUUUCUACUGUAUCUCUGUUUUAAAAUUGGCUGCUGGACUAAUUAAAACUGA